Patiria miniata (bat star) is the source of this 1179-nucleotide messenger RNA. Its product is annotated as tyrosine-protein phosphatase non-receptor type 23-like. The record is from RefSeq and is a predicted model, not a curated record. Gene Ontology annotation, cellular component: cytoplasmic vesicle membrane. The coding region runs from base 218 to 919 and encodes 233 amino acids. The transcript has 5 exons. Lineage: Eukaryota; Metazoa; Echinodermata; Asteroidea; Valvatida; Asterinidae.
CAAGGGUUUAUCGAUCGGGGUGAUCGAUUCUGGUGAUCUUCUAAAAAUGCAUCACAUAAUGAUCCCAACGAGAGAGGGGACAUCAGAAAUCUUCGUGAAGUGAUGGGAAUAGUUCUAAUUUGCAAAGAAUCUUCGGGGGAAAAAAACCAAGAAAAGUGUGUCCCAAUGAAUAUAUAAUGUUGGCGAGUAUUUUGGAUUAAAAGACUGGUGAUCGGGCAUGGAUUCUCACUUGGGCUGGACAGUGUUAGUGGCCUGUUUUUGUCAACUGAGCUUUAAGGGUUGCUACGCAACGGUUUACUGCGAAGAUCAGAACGGUAUUAUUCAGUACAGUUGCGAGGAUACUGCCUACUGCUGUGGUAUUGACGAGUGCUGUCUGCUUGACAAUGGCUUCAAUAUACUCACGUUGUGGUACUUUUGGGCAUCCAUCGGCCUCGGUUUCAUCAUCUGCAUAAUGGUCAGCAGGAUGUUCUGCAAAUCCAAACGUCACAGUCACGUGCAGGACAUCAGCAGGCGGACCAAUCACGAUCAAGCAAAUGACGUGCCAAGACUACUACAGCCGCAGCUACAGACUCCGCUCCAGCCGCUGCCACGGCCGCAGCCGGUAUCACAGACGCAGCCACAGCAGGUGGUCGUCAUACCAGUCGUUUACAACCAGCCUCCUAUGAGGGUACCGCAAGAGGGCGUCUUCAACAUAUCCGGUUCCGUCCUCCCUAUGGUUCCCAUGGGAACGACCGCACAUCCCGGCAUGCAUCAGCAGCAAGGACGCCGCCGCGUCAUGAUGAUGCAUCCACGUCCCCCUCCGGGAGCAGAACAGCGGCAGGCUGGUGCGGGGGAGUUUGGGAGGCCUCUUGGGCCGGGAUAUCAACAGCCGCCGCCGGCGUACGCGCCAUUACCGCCCGGUUACGUGCCACCAAAUUGAUUUUUUGACACUAGAAAAACUGUUCUUGAGAAGACCGAUUUAACGUCUCUAAUCCUGUAAAAAAAAAAAAAAUGAGAGUUGUGUAUGUAAAAACUUGAAUUCGAAUUUAGACAAUUAUUUAAUUAUUUAUGAUGAUUGCUGUGGAGUUUACCAUUAUUAUACUUGGAUUAUUAUAGGGCAAGUUCGCACAAGCACUAUUGUUGACUAAAGUAACUCUGUUAGGCAACGGUGGUUGACGCUAGUCGACUAUUCGGAACCUA